This is a messenger RNA of Anopheles arabiensis, 1353 nucleotides long. RefSeq names its product tRNA (guanine-N(7)-)-methyltransferase non-catalytic subunit wuho (gene wuho). The coding region runs from base 164 to 1312 and encodes 382 amino acids. Lineage: Eukaryota; Metazoa; Arthropoda; Insecta; Diptera; Culicidae. Gene Ontology annotation, molecular function: protein binding; tRNA (guanine(46)-N7)-methyltransferase activity. The transcript is spliced from 2 exons. The record is from RefSeq and is a predicted model, not a curated record. Gene Ontology annotation, biological process: RNA (guanine-N7)-methylation. Gene Ontology annotation, cellular component: cytosol; tRNA methyltransferase complex; nucleus.
CGAGAAGGUUUUAUUUUGAAUAUUUCCGGAUGUAUAAUCAUCUUGGUCGCGAGUGAAACGUCAACCGCGAUAGCGAUGUAAACAAAUCGGUUGUCAGUGGGUUGGCUGUGUGUAUUUCUCGGACCACGCUGGGCAUAACAGUUUCAUUUUUUGUGCUAAAACAAUGUAUGAUUUAAAAAUCUAUUCCUCCUACAUUGUCGCCGCCAUCAAGGAUAAGAUAGUGUUCUUUUCCACGGAUGGAGCUGUGCUGCACACGAUCACCGUCGAGCAGAAAGCGCCUGCUAAGGAAACGGAUGCCGGUAACGAACCGAACGGGAAUCAAACACAACCAACCCCGGCCAACGUUGUAACGUUCGAGUAUUGUCCAACUGCGAAGUUGUUGGCCGUUUCUCUGAGCGAUAAGACGUGGCGACGCUACCAAUUACGGGAAGAAGAUGGAGGGAAGCUAUGUUCGGCCCCAUUGGGCGAGGACAUUACCACGGCGAGGACGAUCGUGAGCAUGAAGUUCGUCCCAAAGCAUGGCGUUCUGUUCGGCACGGACAAGAGCGAUUGUUUCGAGUUUGGUGCGUUGGACAAAACGUCGGAACCGCAACCGAAAUGGAUUCUGGGACACAUGAGUCAAAUAUUGGCGCUUGCCGUAAGCGAUGAUGAGCGGUUUAUUGUCACGAGCGAUCGUGAUGAGAAAAUUAAGAUCAGCUCGUACCCCGACUGCCACAAUAUAGAAUGUUUCUGUCUGGGGCACACGGAGUACGUGGGAGGAAUUGAGAUCAUUCCCAGCGGGAAGCUGAUCUCGGUAUCGGGCGAUCGUACACUUCGCCUAUGGGACGUCACCGAAGGAAAGGAACUUAGUAAACUAUCGUUAAAGGAACCCGCUCUCGAUUUUACGGUCCAAAAAGUUCCCGAAGGCAGUGGAAUGCUUUGCGCAGUGCGAAGCUACGUGCAGAACAUGGUCGAGGUGGCUCUAGUGUCGUACGAUAAGCCUGACGCCAGCGAUCUUUACGAUCCACUAACGAUUGAUGAAAGUUUAAUCAUACUGAAUGCGGGUUUAAGUGCCUCGCUGCGAUUGAUGCUGUUGACGAUGGAGAAGGAGAGCAAGCGCGUCCGAAUGUUGGUUUAUGAGUUUUGCGCUGAAAAGCGAGCAUUUAAGGCGUGCGAUGAUCAUCCUUUCGUUAAGAACUUUGAGGAUCAAUUCAAGGAUGUGACGAUUGAGCAGGUAAGAGAUUACUCCACCCUGUUCAAGCACACGAUCGACAAUCUAACGGAAUACUUUGAGCGGAAGAAGAUAAAAAUGGAAUCGAAAAAGUCGAAAUAAAGCAAAGCACCGUUGAGCAGUAAGUUUUUAGCAGGUUUUUA